This is a messenger RNA of Pediculus humanus corporis (human body louse), 2295 nucleotides long. RefSeq lists its product as uncharacterized. The transcript has 11 exons. Bases 1 to 2295 code for a protein of 764 amino acids. Lineage: Eukaryota; Metazoa; Arthropoda; Insecta; Psocodea; Pediculidae. The record is from RefSeq and is a predicted model, not a curated record.
AUGGAGGUAAUGGAAGAUGGUAAUCUUUUAGACAGAGUGAGAAUUUUAUUACAAAGAGAUUUGGAUUAUUAUAAUCAGCAUCAAGCAGUUUUACAAGAAAAUCUUUGCUCUGGUGUCGUCGGAGGAUUGCUCGAUUUUCCAAGAUAUGCAUCCUUUGCUGCUGUAAAACUUGUUACUUGGUGGGAAGCUCAAUUUAAAAGCGCCUUUCAAAAACCUUCUGGUUUAUCUGGAAUAGCAGUAGAAAGCAAUGAAGGUGCAGAUAGAGGAUGUGGAGGUAUAGCUGUGAUUUUAGCACCUAAGGAAUUUCUAAAAGUUAUAGAAGAUACAGCAGCUCAGUUGCUUGAACAUUUGCAUAUUCUUUCUCAGGAAGCUUUGGAUCAUGCAGAUUUGACAGUACUAACAGGUACCUUAGGAGCUUCUGCUCUUGUUAAAAAUACUCUUUGGUGUUACAAUGAACAUCUGAAUUUAAAAGAAGGUCUAUCUUUACAUGAAAGCUAUAAAAAUUAUAAAGAAAUGUCUGAAGCUUUAGCUGAAAGGCUUUUGGAUUUGCAUUGUAGACUUUUAUCUUUAUACGUCCUUCAAGACGCUGAUUCUUUAUCGUGGGAUUACCCUCAUCCUUUUUUCGAAGGAGAGCGUGGUUCUUUUGUCAUUCAAAUGUGGUGGUUAUAUAUGCAAGGAACUCGUCAAGAUCUCUGGAACACAGUACCUCCAAAAACAGCACAACGUGUGCUAGCUGGAAUGCUUAAUGAAACUCUGACAAUAUUAGCCAGCAGAUAUUGUCAAGCUGAACCAAGUCCUGCUCGUUUAUCACUUUUGGUUACUGACAUAGGUAAUCUAUUACUCUGCGUUAAUGAAAUUCUACCAUCGAUUUGCAGCAACGCUUCAGAAUUUUUAGGAUUUUCGAACAGUAAAAUUCUUCGGGACAUUCAUUGUAAAUGUCAUCAGCUUUUAUUAUGUUUAAGUCUUCGCGGUUGUCCUCUUUCCAUUCUUUAUAAACUUUUUAAAAAUGGUUUUGACGAUGUCAUCGCAUUUGAAAAUCGUGCAAAGUCUAUAGCUCCGUGGUUGAUUUUUGUAUCUCCCGAACUCCUGCAACUUUCUUUGGGUGAACGACUCACGAGUAUUUCCGACGAAUACGCCAUUAUGUUAGAAUUAAAAGUUUUAAUAGCUCAACCGCAACCUUGUUAUCCUUUGUUAUUGCACGUUUUAACCAUGAGGGAAUACAAAGUUAUAACCUUAUUACUCAAAAAAAUUUCGUUGUUGCUGUCUGAAGAAAAAAAAUUAAAGGAAAAAAAAGAAGAAGAUGUUAAAUCGAAAGACGUCAACUGCGGUGGUUUUUUGUGUUCAGAAAGUGGUAAUUGUCAAUUUAUAUCGAGCAAUUCAAACAAUUUAUUUUCUGCCGUUGCUUUUGUUUUAAUGAACGUUUGCACAACGGAAGAUUUUAACAAAUGUAUAACCUAUGCAUUCGAAUUGAUAGAACCAAAUUGGGCUUGUUGCCUCGACAGGCAUCAGAUUUGGAAUUUAAAAUAUCCGCCAUGGUUGUCAGCAUUUACAUCGGAAUUAGAAAUACCGUUAAAACCUUUAGUUAAAACAUUGAUAGAAAAUGGAAAUUGUAAUAAAAAUUUAGAAUUUUGCAUCGAUUUGACAUUGGAGAGUUUGUUGAAAUUGAAAGAUGUCCUACCACCUCACGUAUUCAAAGUUGCCAUAGUUUUACAAGAAAACAUACCAGCGGAUAUAAAUCCCAUUGGGAACAGUGUACUACUACAAAUGUUAAUCAUGGUGGUGUAUGCUUUGUUAGUGUCAUCUGAAAACGAUGCUGCAUUAGCUUUGGCAGAAGCACUUUGUCACUUAGAAGUACCCGUUCACAUAGUGGAACAAUUGGAAAAGGGUCUUGAAGAAUUUAUAGACGAUCACGAAUUAGCUUUGGUUUCGGACGUGACCGUUAGUCGAAUACUUUUUACUAAAUUUGGCCGACAAGCAAUGAAAGUUCUUUAUCAUUCAAUCGUUGAACAUUCGGAAUGGUUUAUGUCAUCUUUAAUACCUGAAUAUCCUUCUACUAAACCUUCAAAUAAAUUACUCUACAUAAUGUUUCACAUUGGUAUAAGACCUUUCGAUCAGAUUUUAACGGGAGAAUGGAAACCUGAUUAUUUAAAAAUUUUAGAAAGGCCUUUAUCUCUCACGAAAGAAACCACUUGGAUGCACCUGUCUAAAAGACCUGAAUUUGUAAAUCCUUCUAUUUUAUCGAAACACGAUAAAACCGUUGUUGAAACAAUAAGUUCAUUAUUUUUAGGCGACUAA